Messenger RNA from Sphenostylis stenocarpa, 402 nucleotides. NCBI's taxonomy places the organism in Eukaryota, Viridiplantae, Streptophyta, Magnoliopsida, Fabales, Fabaceae. The record is from the annotation of a GenBank genome assembly.
AUGUGUAGCUACAGUUGCAGUCUCGCCCACCCUCACAAUCUUGAUGUUGAUCACCAUGACCCUGAGAAUAGUUCACUUUUUAGGUUCAAUGCGCUUUGGGAAGCUCAUUAUCGUCAAGAUUCUCUGCUAGUGUUCUCAACUGGGAGAUCACCUACACUCUACAAACAACUGAGGAAAGAGAAGCCUAUGAUAACUCCUGAUAUAACUAUUAUGUCUGUGGGGACUGAGAUUACUUAUGGGAAAUCAAUGGUGCCUGAUGAUGGAUGGGUAAGCAAUGCCCAAGAGGAAUUGUUGCAGUGGCAUUCACAAAAUGCAAAAGAUAACCCCAAGAUUCUUCAUGCCUCAGAGCGCUGUGCAUCUGGAAUAAUAAGGAAAAAGGCAAAAGAGAAAGCAAAUUCAUAA